AUGUCGAUCUUCGAGUACAAUGGAAGUGCCCUAGUGGCCAUGGUUGGGAAGAAUUGCUUCGCAAUCGCCAGUGAUAGGCGGCUAGGUGUUCAACUUCAGACAAUUGCAACUGAUUUUCAGAAAAUUUACAAGAUUCACGAUAAGCUCUUCAUCGGUCUCUCCGGUCUCGGUACCGAUGCUCAAACUCUGUAUCAAAGGCUUGUGUUCCGGCACAAGCUGUAUCAGCUUCGGGAGGAGAGGGAUAUGAAGCCUGAGACCUUUGCUAGCCUUGUUUCUGCUAUUCUUUACGAGAAAAGGUUUGGUCCCUACUUCUGCCAGCCAGUGAUAGCUGGGUUGGGAGCUGAAGACAAGCCCUUCAUUUGCACAAUGGAUUCCAUCGGAGCCAAGGAGCUUGCAAAAGAUUUUGUUGUUGCUGGUACUGCAUCAGAAUCCCUUUAUGGUGCCUGUGAAUCAAUGUUCAAGCCUGACAUGGAACCUGAAGAAUUGUUUGAAACCAUCUCUCAAGCGCUGUUGUCAUCAGUAGAUCGUGACUGUUUGAGUGGUUGGGGAGGACACGUCUAUGUUGUUGAUGCUUGUAAGGACAUGUUGUAUAAUUUGCUGCAGUACACCAACGGAAGUGACAGAAAGGAUGUUGAAGGGAAGGAUGGACUGACACUUUUCAAGGGUUAA
This is a messenger RNA of Ilex paraguariensis (yerba mate), 669 nucleotides long. NCBI's taxonomy places the organism in Eukaryota, Viridiplantae, Streptophyta, Magnoliopsida, Aquifoliales, Aquifoliaceae. The record is from the annotation of a GenBank genome assembly.